Molecule: messenger RNA, 1745 nt
Organism: Triticum urartu
Lineage: Eukaryota; Viridiplantae; Streptophyta; Magnoliopsida; Poales; Poaceae
Source: RefSeq, a predicted model, not a curated record
CGAGCCGGCCGUGCACUCUGUCUUGCAUAAGAAUUAGGGAUGGUUACUCUUGUUGCUGUCCGGUCUGGUCGGGGAUGGCAGGCCGUCGUCCGCCUGGGAGGUCGUCAGCUCGAGGCAACCCCGGGUAGACCGGGCAGGUUGUCGGAGGCUCCGACGCGGUCCUCUGCGGCGCACGACUUGCAGCUUGGGAGUGUCCUGGCAGUAGUCGGCGACCUGGGCGCCGCCAGUCCAUCGUACACGAUGAAGAUGUGGGCGAGGAGGCGGAAGGAGGAGCGGUAGCAGGACGUGUUAGCAGGUGCAGCUCUUCUGGGCGUUCUUGGAUUCUAGGCACUGCUUUCAUCGUUAGUUCUGGUCAUUUGGAAGUUCUAUAAUACGGGCUUUCCUGCUUUCGUUUUUCCUUGCCUUGGGGUGACCACGAGAAGAGCACGGAAGGAGCCGGUGAGGGAACCACACCGCACACGGACGGCGGGGUGAGAGGCCGGCGCCGAGUUCGCGUCAAAGCUCUCGCCGGAUGUGCUUCUCUUCUACUUUCUCCAGUCCUUCACACCUGACAUGUUCGCCUUGACAGUCCGUCCUCGCCGUCGUCGACUAUGCAUGCUCUUUUGUUUGCCAGCGAAGGACGAUGUGCAGCCGUUGCCACAGUGGGUACAUCGGCCGUGGCGCUGCCGACUCCCCGGGCGGGUUCAUUGCGAUCUCCUGGAGUCUGGACAGUCGACUGCCUCCGGGUCGUUCCACGCGGGCGGAGCGAGAGCGACAGACAGCUACUGCGGCAACGCAGAGGUCCAAAGGAAAAGCUGAAGUCGGUGCUGAGCGACGCCGUCCAGGUCGGUGGCCGUGCGGCCCGCUGGUUGCCACACCGUUGACUCCAGCGGCAGCGGCGGCUCUCGCAACGGAAUGCUCACCCUCCUCGGUGGCGAGGAUGAGGCUAUCGUUGCCGCUUUUUGCCCACUUCGGCCGUCCUAUCUACACGGGCCGGCCCGGCAGCGGUGAGCAGUAAAAUCGCCAGCGCCGUGUGACGCCUCGACGCCUGCGUGGUAGAUCCCGGGCUGCCGGGCGCGGACAGUGGCGCGUUCUGCCCUUACACGAUGGCGGCAGCUCCUAUGUAUGCCGGCGUCGAGGAAGAAGAGGGUGGAGGACUGGAGGGCAUGCCCUCCAAGAACCUGAUGGUUGAGUGCCGGCGUUGUAAGCGCCUCAACAACCGUGAAUCGUCUCUCCAGGCUACCUCCGUCGUGCCCAGGAUCAUCAAGACAUCUAGAUUGACAGAGUGUCGAUCCUGGGGACGCGAUCGACUACAUGAAAGAGCUGCUGGAGAGGAUGUGGCGACUGCAGGAGGAGAGGAGGACGCGCAUCCGCAGCCAGCGUGUUCCAGGAGCUGAACCCGACGAGAUAUAUAUGGCCAGGAACAUCCCCGAGAUGAGUAAUCUAGGCGACUAGGCAUCCAUUGUCGUCAGCGGAGAGCUGGGACAUUCCUGCCGUAGAGCUUCAAAAAAUGGUGAUAGCAAGAGGAAAGUUGGCUGGUGGUUGCAGACUUGCAGUUCGAGGUGGAGCGCAAGGACGAGGGCCGCGGCCACGGCAACACCUGGGGUGGAGAUCUACUGCUCCGUUCUCUUGCCUACUUUCUUGACCCUCUCUUUACAGAUGCCUAAUUCAUUCUUGUUUCUUCGGUCUACUUAUUAAACGUGCGCAAUGCUCUCAGUUAGUAAUUUAAAACGUACACACUCAAUGACAUGUCAAGUUGAUUUUUU